This is a messenger RNA of Dalotia coriaria, 1252 nucleotides long. RefSeq names its product protein FAM210B, mitochondrial-like. Gene Ontology annotation, cellular component: mitochondrion. NCBI's taxonomy places the organism in Eukaryota, Metazoa, Arthropoda, Insecta, Coleoptera, Staphylinidae. The coding region runs from base 271 to 918 and encodes 215 amino acids. The record is from RefSeq and is a predicted model, not a curated record. The transcript is spliced from 3 exons.
AUCUUUGUAAAAUUAUUAUGUAGGUCUUAUCAGUGAGUUUUAAAAUAUUACAUUAUAUCAUACAACAAUUAUAUAAUCAUCUCUAUGAUUACAAUAGAUUAAAAUACAUGUAGUGUGGGCUGCCUGAAUUCGUUGAAUAACAGAGUUCUAUGUACUUCACUGUAAUUUUACAUUAAGUCGACAUUCCCCGUCGCAACUCAACGCUUCUUACUGUUAAUUAUUAAAAGUAAUGAAACCGAAUUAAAUUGCAUAUAAUAAUAUAUUAACAACAUGCUAUCUACACAAAAGUGCGUGUGUUUGUUUCAACAAUCAUUAAAGAUACCAAAUAGUUUAAUCAGACAACAGUCCUCAUUGCUGUUUAGUUUAUCAAAUUUAUCAUCCAAUGUGCAGGUUUACAAUCAGCACAAAACACAUCAAUUGAUUAAACACAGCCAAUUACAAUCACCACUACAUUCUAUACAGUAUUCACCUUUAUUAGUGCAGAAUAUGCAGUAUGCCACCAAGAAAAUGGAAACAAAACAAGGUCAAGCAGAAGAGAAAGAUGCAUCAGAAACUAAACCAGCAGAACCAACGACAUACAAGGAGAAAUUGAAACAAGCGAUGUCACAAUAUGGUUCAACAGUUAUCAUAUUCCACAUCACAAUUUCACUGAUCUCGCUUGGUACUUGUUACCUACUUGUUCAAAGUGGAUUGGAUAUGUCUGCAUUAUUGGAAAAACUAGGAUUAUCAGAAAAGUCUGUCAACAAACUAGCCUCAUCAUCAGGCACUUUCGCUGCAGCAUAUUUAAUACAUAAAGUGUUUGCACCAGUAAGACUUAGCAUUACAUUAACAUGCACUCCAUUCAUAGUGAGAUAUUUACGUAAGGCUGGAUUUAUAAAGAAAGCUUUGCCAAAAGUUGAACCGAAGAAAGGAUUGUAAUUUUUUUGGAUUUUUUAUUUUAUAUAAAAGUGCAUAUUAGCAAUGAAUCAACGUCAUUUAAAAUAUCUGAUGAUAUAACAAAUUUAUAUAGGACAUUUUAUGAGCAAUAUCACGAUUUUUCUUAAGUGACAAUGUGAAAAUGUACAAGUUAACUAUCAUGGGUGUAAAGUACAUAUUUCUGUAUAUACAAUAUUUUUGUAAAUCAGUCUAUACAAUUUAUGUUAAUUUCUAGUGAGCUUUAUAAAAGCACUGGGCAUAAGAAAGGUUUAAUACUAUAUUGAUGUUUGUUUAUAAGUUUAAAACUACGAUAAAUUAUAAACAACUAAUUAAGUAA